UGUCCCAUUUAUCCAGCCUGGAAUCGUUCUGCGCAUUGUUGCUGUCAUUACGGUAACCCUGACAGCGGCUCUGGGUGUCAGCUGAUCCUCAGUUGGAAAAUCAGCUGCAAGGAAAACACUGCUGGUUACUUCAAGCCAUGGCUGCGGAGAUACACUCGAGGCCCCAGACCGCCAGACCGGUACUUCUGAACAAAAUCGAGGGACACUCAGAUGCCAUCAAUGCAGCUGUUUUAAUACCAAAAGAAGAUGGAGUUAUUACGGUCAGCGAGGACAGAACUAUCCGGGUUUGGCUGAAGAGAGACAGCGGUCAGUACUGGCCAAGCAUCUACCACACAGUCUCCUCUCCAUGCUCUUGCAUGUCGUACCACCAUGACAGCAGACGCAUCUUCAUAGGCCAGGACAAUGGCGCUGUUGUGGAGUUUCUCAUCUCUGAAGAUUUCAAUAAGAUGAACCACGUCAAGACAUAUCCAGCCCACCAGAACCGUGUGUCAGAUAUGGUGUUUUCCCUGGAAAGCGAGUGGGUGGUGAGUACGGGCCACGACAAGAGUGUGAGCUGGAUGUGCACCCAGAGUGGCAGCAUGCUGGGGAGACACUACUUCACCGCCUGGGCCUCCUGCUUACAAUACGAUCACGAGACACAGCACGCCUUCGUCGGCGAUUACUCAGGACAGAUCACGCUGCUGAAACUGGAGAAGCAGACGUACUCCACCAUCACCACACUGAAGGGUCAUGAAGGUAGUAUAGGAGUCCUGUGGUGGGACCCCAUCCAGAGGUUGCUGUUCUCAGGGGCCUCCGACCACAGCGUCAUCAUGUGGGACAUCGGGGGCCGCAAAGGACGAACGCUACUGUUGCAGGGACACCAUGAGCGUGUCCAGGCCCUGCGUUACCUCCAGUUGACCAGGCAGUUGGUGUCGUGCUCAGUUGACGGAGGCAUCGCUGUGUGGAACAUGGACACACCCAGAGAAGAGGCACCCCAGUGGUUAGACAGUGACUCAUGUCAGAAGUGUGAGCAGCCUUUUUUCUGGAACAUCAAGCAAAUGUGGGACACUAAGACCCUGGGGCUCCGACAGCACCACUGCAGGAAGUGUGGCAAAGCUGUUUGUGGGAAAUGUAGUUCUAAACGCUCAACGUUCCCAAUCAUGGGCUUCGAGUUCCCGGUGCGGGUGUGUGACGCCUGCUUCGACACCAUCAAAGAAGAAGAUCGAACACCGUUGGCCACGUUCCAUGAGGGGAAACACAACGUCGCCCACAUGGACAUGGACCCAUCUAGAGGCCUGAUGGUCACAUGUGGAAGUGAUCGCAUUGUUAAGAUCUGGGAUAUGACGCAGGUGGUUGGCUGUAGCUUAGCAACAGGCUUCUCUCCACAUUGAUUGGUCCAGCCCACUACACGGUCCCCCCUCUCUCUCUAAGCUCCGCCCAUCCUCUUCCAAUGUCAUGGAAACCGCUCUGUACAGUAUAUAUCUCCCCAUCACGCCUGAGCUCCUCAGCUACAGCCAGGCCUGCUCUUUGUGAAUGUGUGUGUGCGUGUGCGUGUGUGCGUGUGUGUGUGUGUGUGUGUGUGUGUGUGUGUAUAAGUGUGUGAGUGCUGAUGGUGCAGGUCUCCACAUUCUUUUCCCUUCUUAUAACAAACUGUCCUUUAAUUUCACUACUCCUCAGUCCUACAUGAAGGUGAGCGCGACUGAGUUUUGUUGUUUUUGUUGACUUUUUGCUCUAAUUGGAAACAGAACCCUAAGCACAAUAAUGGUGUGUAAGUGUGUGUACAUGUGUGCAUGUAUCGUAAUUAUUCCUCCUAUGGGAGGAAUGGUGUUGAUAUUAGUGUUUACAUUUAAUAUUUCUGAUGCUUCUUUUUGACAAAGGUCAUUUUUUUUAUUACCUUUGCACUGUAACAUUAGGUUUCACAAAAUCACUGACCUGCCAGUCCUGUAAAAAAAAUAACUAAAAAACACAUACACUAGCUUGUGCUUAUAAUUGUGGCCCACUAACUGCAUAUUACUCAGUCACUGUAACAUGUAUAAAAACAUAAAAAUCUGUAUAUAGCCCAGUAUGUUUAUAAUAGAGUUAGUUGCUUGAAAUUACUUUUUUCCCCUCCUCUCCUUUAUUGAUUUCUUGUUUUCUCUUUCACUAGUUGGCCUUAAAUCACUCUCAGGAGGUUUUACAUCAGUAGGUUGUCACUGGGCGGGGCUUUUAAUGUCAGUCGUAAACCAUCCCUAACGUCUAAUCAUUGGAGCAUUGUAAGAAAAUCAAUAGCAACCACUUGUUGAUAGACCAAUGAAAUCUCUGGGUGCAUUCGAAGAUGCUGCCGCAGAAAUUCGAUGCAGUUGUCAGAUGUUCCCGUGACGACGUUGACGCAUCCUCUCACCUUUUUUAAGAUGUCGAGUGAGGCGUGGAGUUAUGUUGCUGUGGUUAUGUUUUGGUCUCAUCGGACACGUUGUUGCAGCCGUCCUGAGAUGAACCAUGCAAUUUUGAUGAGUUUGAGAUUUCAUUUUGUGGCUUCAACUUCUUAAAAGAUAUAGCACAUCACUAGCAUGUAUCGCUCUCUUUAGAAAACUGGGUGUAGGUAGAUGUGACACAUGGCGCUGAUGGUAUAAACCCAAAACUCUAAUGCCUUGUGAGAAUUACUCCUCAUCUGUAAUUUCAAAAGAAAUUAAAAAAAAAAAAUUGGACAUUAUAUCGUGGUGCAAAAUUGGAUCAACUUUAACCAGAAAGAAACAAAGGUACAGGACAGGUACUCUGAACUUAAUGUAGCAAAUGCUGGCGUGUAGACGUCUUAGCCAGCAGAAUCAGGGCUGCCUGUGUUCCUUCAAAAGCCUUAAAGAGAGAAGGACACACUCACAAAGCCUUUUUUUCUUUUUUCUUUUUUUAAAAGUAGUUUGUCAGUGCUUACGACUGUUCACUCAUUCACCGUCACGCACUCACUUUGUUAUAACGCCGUGGAUGUCUCGUUUGCGGUCCUUUUCAUCCUGUUUUUCCUUUAACUUUUACUCUGAACUCUAAAACUUUCCAAUGCGCACACACACACACACACAUCUGUCUCAUAGCGCUUUCACCACUGCACUGAAUUGCACAACUCAUGGUCUUCGUUGUGGACUUAACACAUUUAUUGCAAGUUCUGAUCUGGGAGAGAUAAUAGCUGGAUUAGAUGUAGCGUCCUUGUAAGUAGUGGCUAAUAUCUAACGCUUGCCUUAUUGUAAGUGGGGAAAAAUGAGCAUUGUAUUGUUUGAGUUCCUGAUUUUAAAUAGUUACAUUCCAGUUUGUUUGUUUUUUUGAUUAUGUAGUGUAUAUUUAUAUUUGUAGUAAAGUAUUUAUCUAUCAUCACUGUAAAUGGUUGUUUACUUUUCUUCGUGCCCAUCUAGUAGUCUUUAUUUCUUCGUGUUAGCAAACUAAAGCCCAUGCAAACUCUUUAUGACGAGAUGAAUUGAAAUGUCAAAUCAUGCAGUAUUUUACAUCCUAACAAGGACAGACAGAGACUGGUUGGUUAAUCGAGUCACAGCAGUGCUUGUUAUGUGACUGCUGUUGUUUGUUUCCCAUCAUCAAUGUACAGAUCAAUAGAUACCUAAAUGUCACAAUAUAAUACUCGGGGUUAGACUGAAAGCUGAAACUGAUUGAAUUAGUCAGUAGCCAAUAUUAUAUACUUCUGCUAUCAGGGUGACAUCAGUGGACAUGAAUGAAUUCUGGCUGCUCUUGGGGGUAAAACGUGCCUUAAGUAUCACAAAACGUUCCCAAAUGUGUCAUUAAAGGUGCAUUAAUAACUUUUUUGGCCAUUUUGGUGUUGAAAAGAUUUUAAACACUAUAAAAAAAUAUAGUGAACGUGUAAUCAAAAAGUCAAUUUGUGUCACUUGGGGCAGCAGAACAAGCAGAAAACAACACUGACAUAUAAAGGAAAAAAUUGAAGUCCAAUUUUCACUGUUAGAAGUUCAUUUUUAGCUCAGUUUUGGUCUCCACCGACUCCUGAGGAAAAAUAUCUGCCUUUUUAUAGAAACUUAUUGCCCCACCAGGUUCAGUAAAUAGCUAAAUGCGUGUUGCUAAAUGUGACUGGGCAUGUUGUGUAUGUUAAUCAAAAGCUUUUUGCUGCCAGAAAUAAGAUUAAUGAAAGCAAAAUUGUAGCUGAAGCUUUUAAAAAGGAUGUUUUCAGGGAUUGUACCGUACUUAAAUUUCUAUCAGAUUAGAGAUGGGUAUUUACUGGCUUAUUAAGAAUUUUUAGUCAGCUCCCAAUUUUUGGGAAACUCAUCAGUUAGUCUAACCCCAACUAUUAUAAAAACUCAUGCCACAAAGCAUCAUCAUGGAUCUACAGGGUUAUUGACGAUGCUACCGUACAAUCAGGAUUCAAGCUCUCUUUUCCUAUUUCAGUUAACUCAACACAGAAGCUUCUUCCAGUCAUUAUUUCUAAUCAUGUCCUGGUAACAGAUUGUGUUCUGUGAUUUAAAAAAAGGAAAAUGGCUUUCUGCUCAAACACUGACUCUGGGGUCUUAAUGGACAUGAUGUUAAAGGUUUGAUAGAUUGGUUAUUUGCAGAAAAAGCGAAUGAAACACAUCUCCAGAUUGCCAGACUGUCACAGGAAGGAAGGAAUAGAUUUAGUCAAGUCAUAAAUUGUUUAUUUCUUCUUUUUAUUUUUAUUAGUCACCGGAUGGAUGUCUUUUUGUUUAGUUUUUGUAAUCUUCAGUUGAUCAAACACUAGAAUGGUCAAGCCUUCAUGUUUAUGAGAGACCACAUUAAAACUUGAUGACUCAUUUCCCUCCACCACCAGGGCCCAUAUAGCUCAAACUCUGUACAUUGACUUCUGCUGGACUUUUUUUCCUCUUCUAACUGCUUGUAAAAGACACUUGCUGUCCCCCAAAAUGAUGUUGUUAAUGUAUAUCUCUAAAUAAUUGUAUUUUUAAAUACUUUUGUUGACAAUACAGUACUGACUUUGGUCUCCCCGUGGCCUUAAAACUAGGUCGCAGAGAGAAAAGAAUCAAUGCUUAAUAAAAAUAUUCUGAUAUGUUUA
This is a messenger RNA of Scomber japonicus (chub mackerel), 4984 nucleotides long. RefSeq names its product WD repeat and FYVE domain containing 1 (gene wdfy1). The transcript has 12 exons. Lineage: Eukaryota; Metazoa; Chordata; Actinopteri; Scombriformes; Scombridae. The record is from RefSeq and is a predicted model, not a curated record. Gene Ontology annotation, molecular function: metal ion binding; protein binding. Bases 138 to 1370 code for a protein of 410 amino acids.